AGAAAAAGGAGAGGGCAGGGGCAGGCACCCUGAAUGUGGUGAUGAUUCGGAGAUGUACUUUACAAACAAAACCAGAUUCAAUUCAACAACGAAACAGUGUCUGUGUUGGUGUCCUUAACGCUUUAUAGACAAGCCGAACACUUACCAGUUCGUAGUAUCCGAUGUAGCUAGUAGCUAGUAGCUAGCAGCUAGCAGCUACCUCCCACGUGAACUAAACCAAUGCAAACAACCCCAAUCACCACCACAUCCUCCUCCUUCUUCAUCCUUAACAACCAUGGCUUCCACCCAAAGCAGCUCCGCCUUUUCUCUCUCCAUCUUCUUCAUAUUCAUCGCCCUCUUUCUCUACCAUUUCCACUUUCAAUCUCAACCUUCUUCCCCUAACCCAUCCCAAACCCUACCCCCAAAUUCUACCGACCAUGGAACCCCCUCUCGCCGCAACUACAUCGUGCGGUUCCGCCACUACAAGACCGCCCACCACCACCGCUCCUAUCUGGAAUCCAACCUCCGAUCCCGAGGCUGGCACUGGAUCCACCGCCACAACCCUGCCGCCAAGUUCCCCACCGACUUUGCCUUGGUUUCUGUUGAGGAUGGAUUGAUUCGACAGAUUGAGGCUCUGCCACUGGUCAAGGACUUGCAUUUGGACAUGAGCUACACCAGGGGUCUUCUCCACAAGGAUCGCACCCACAAAGGCAAAGGUGGUGCCUUUGUCGAUGGCAAGAAGCGCCCUGGCAAGAUAUUCACGUCCAUGUCGUUUACCGAGGAACCAUAUAGAGAUGGAGAUGAUGAACCACCCCAUUGCUCCUUCACUCGAAACUCUUCCGUCAAGUUGGGACGCCAACUCUUGAUGCAGAGAUCUCAAGUGACUUCCAUGUUUGGGGCGGAGGAUCUCUGGGCAAAAGGGUACACAGGUGCAAAAGUCAAAAUGGCUAUAUUUGAUACAGGCAUUCGAGCUGAUCACCCUCAUUUUCGUAACAUCAAGGAACGAACAAAUUGGACCAAUGAGGAUACGUUAAAUGAUAAUCUUGGACACGGGACCUUUGUUGCUGGUGUUAUUGCUGGGGUAGACGCAGAGUGCCUUGGUUUUGCACCUGAUACAGAGAUUUAUGCAUUUCGUGUUUUCACUGAUGCACAGGUUUCAUACACAUCAUGGUUCCUUGAUGCCUUCAACUAUGCAAUUGCAACCAAUAUGGAUGUGCUAAACUUGAGCAUUGGUGGACCUGAUUAUUUGGAUCUUCCAUUUGUUGAGAAGAUAUGGGAAAUAACAGCAAAUAAUAUAAUCAUGGUCUCUGCAAUUGGAAAUGAUGGACCACUUUAUGGAACUUUGAACAAUCCAGCUGAUCAAAGUGAUGUUAUUGGCGUUGGUGGCAUUGACUAUAGUGACCAUAUUGCUUCAUUUUCCUCACGUGGCAUGAGUACUUGGGAACUCCCUCAUGGUUAUGGUCGUGUGAAGCCAGACAUAGUUGCAUACGGACGGGACAUAAUGGGAUCCAAGAUUAGCAAGGGUUGCAAAAGCUUAUCAGGAACAAGUGUAGCAAGUCCUGUAGUUGCCGGUGUUGUGUGCUUGCUUGUAAGUAUCAUCCCUGCAUCCGAUCGAAAAGACAUCUUAAACCCAGCAAGUAUGAAACAAGCAUUGGUUGAGGGUGCUGCAAAGCUCUCUGGGCCUAACAUGUUUGAGCAAGGUGCUGGCCGAGUUGAUUUGCUCGAAUCAUAUGGGAUUCUUAAGAGCUACAAGCCUAGGGCAAGUAUCUUCCCCAACAUCCUUGAUUAUACAGAUUGUCCUUACACAUGGCCUUUUUGUCGCCAACCACUCUAUGCAGGAUCUAUGCCUGUCAUCUUCAAUGCCACCAUUUUGAAUGGAAUGGGUGUUAUUGGCUAUGUCGAAGGCCCACCAACAUGGCAUCCUUCUGAUGAGGUGGGGAAUCUUUUAAGCAUUCAUUUUACACAUUCAGAGAUUAUCUGGCCUUGGACUGGUUAUUUAGCACUUCACAUGCAAAUCAAGGAAGAAGGUGCCCAGUUUUCUGGAAUUAUUGAAGGCAAUGUAACCCUUACGGUUUCUAGCCCACCUGCUCAAGGAGAGCGCCCUCAAACUAGCAUUUGUGUGCUUCAAUUGAAGUUGAAAGUGGUACCAACACCACCUCGAUCCAAACGAAUUUUGUGGGAUCAGUUUCAUAGUAUUAAAUACCCACCUGGUUACAUUCCGAGAGAUUCCUUGGAUGUUCGAAAUGAUAUUCUUGACUGGCAUGGUGAUCAUCUGCAUACGAAUUUUCACAUUAUGUUCAACAUGUUAAGAGAUGCUGAUUAUUAUGUUGAAACACUUGGAUCUCCUCUUACAUGCUUUGAUGCUCGUCAAUAUGGAACACUUUUGAUGGUAGAUCUUGAAGAUGAGUACUUCCCCGAGGAGAUUGAGAAACUUAGAGACGAUGUCAUGUAUACUGGAUUGGGGCUAGCCAUCUUUGCUGAGUGGUAUAAUGUAGAUACUAUGGUGAAGAUGAGAUUUUUUGAUGACAAUACACGAAGUUGGUGGACCCCUGUUACUGGAGGAUCAAAUAUUCCAGCACUGAAUGAUCUUUUGGCUCCAUUUGGGAUUGCUUUUGGAGACAAGAUCCUGAAUGGUGAUUUUUCGCUUUUAGGUGAGCAAAGCCGAUAUGCUUCUGGAACAAAUAUUGUGAGGUUUCCUAGAGGUGGCCAUGUACAUAGCUUUCCCUUCUUGGAUAGUUCCGAGAGUGGAGCCACUCAGAAUGUGCUGUUGAAUUCUGAAACCAAACCCGACUCUCCAAUUCUUGGUUUCACAGAGAUGGGUGAAGGUCGCAUAGCUGUUUACGGGGAUUCUAAUUGUUUGGACAGUAGCCAUAUGGUCACUAAUUGUUACUGGCUCCUAAAGAAAAUGCUUGAUUUUACUAGUACAGAUGCAAGGGAUCCUGUGCUGUUCUCCAAUUCAGUUAAACUAGACAUUUCGUUGUACGAAGAUGAUAAUCAGUUGCCAUCUCGGAGGACUGAUGUCAAUUUCUCAACAUAUUCGGCGGUUGUGGGAAAGGAUUUGAUUUGCCGAACUGACACAAGAUUUGAAGUAUGGGGAACCAAGGGCUAUAGUCUGCAGCUUCAAGGAAGAACAAAAAAGUUGCCUGGUUAUCCUCUCAUUGAUUUGGGAAGAGGGUUGAACUCAACUCUGGCUACUUCUUCUAGAAGGAAUCGAAUAUUUAACACACGGAACAAGGGUGACUCCGUUGGGAAUACGUACUUGGGCCUAUUCUAUGGAGAUGAGCUUGAUGCACCUAAGCUUGUUGGUAUUAACUGGCUUGUACCAGCUGUAGUUGCAGCAACGGGUUUUCUGCUAUUAUGUUUUUGGCGCAUUCGCCAAAAGCGACGGCGGCGAAGGAAAGGAUUAGGCGCUGGUAGAUUGGCCAACUUAUUAUAGCUGUGUUAUUUAAUUUAUUGUAACAGUAGCCUCUAGAGAAAUUUUCCUGUAGCAUAGAUAAAUUGGAGCGUUUCAACUAUGGUCAUCUUAGGAAGAUAGUCAGAUAAGGUGAUGAGAAAUCAAUUAUGUUUUGUUCUUGGGAUACUUGGAGUCAGAUGAAGAAAUUAUGCAUCUGAAACGUUCUUAUCUACUCAUUCAACAGAAA
Molecule: messenger RNA, 3620 nt
Organism: Arachis stenosperma
Lineage: Eukaryota; Viridiplantae; Streptophyta; Magnoliopsida; Fabales; Fabaceae
Product: subtilisin-like protease SBT6.1
Exons: 10
Coding region: 275-3415 (1046 amino acids)
Biological process (GO): proteolysis
Cellular component (GO): Golgi apparatus
Molecular function (GO): serine-type endopeptidase activity
Source: RefSeq, a predicted model, not a curated record